AUGAGAGGAGACGCACCAAUGAUCAUCCGAGCGGAAAGCGGAUCAUGUUGUAUAUUCAUGGCGGUGCCUACUUUUUUAGCAGUGUGGAGACCCAUCGGUAUCAACUGCAGCGUCAUGCUAGAAAGCUCAAAGGACGAGUAUUUGCACGCGGAAUAUCGUCUGGCACCGCAGUUUCCCUUUCCCUGCGCCCUACAGGACUGUAUGGCGGCCUAUUUGUUCUUUCUCGAGGAACACAAUCCGACAGAGAUCAUCUUUGCAGGAGACUCAGCAGGCAGUGGCAUGAUACUUUCGAUGUUGGUCACCAUACGCGACCAGGGACUGCCUUUGCCCGCCGGAGCGAUCCUGAUCUCGCCCUGGGUUGAUCUUACACAUUCUUUCCCCAGUGUGCUAUUGGACUGUCCAGGGGGCUAUAUCCCACUGAAUGGCUUCCGGCAUAAGCCCUCAGCAGCCUGGCCGCCUCCAAACGCGGAUGAAAUUCGCGCGAUCAAGGAAGCAAAGCAAAAGUCCCCAGAAAGCGCCGUGGAGGAAGCCGUGCCAGAAAAGGACACCUGGGCUCAAGAGACAGCAGUGAAGGGGUAUACAAUUAAAAAGGAUGGGUCAGGUCAGGCAGAACCUACUCCGUCGGGUAAUCAACAAGCAGUGGAUGACGAGACCAGGAUCAUUGAAAUUCCUAUUGACGGUCAGACAGUCGAACUUAAAGACCAGAUUCAAAUAUACGCAGCAAAUCACCUCAUCUCUCACCCACUCAUUUCUCCGGUACUCCAACCGUCGCUUAGAGGUCUACCCCCACUUCAGAUCCUCUCCAGGGGAGGCAAGUGGUUAAGGGAUGAGCAGUUUUACAUUGCUCACAAGGCGGCAAAUCCGACAGCAUAUCCACCCAGUGACAAGACUCUUGAUGAUUAUGACCUGAAACGUGGAAUCUUGCACAAGUAUCCUGGCACGCACGUUCAGCUCCAGGUUUGGGAUGAUCUCUGUCACAUUGCCCCAACCCAAAGUUUCACACAUCCGGCCAAGUACAUCUUCCGAUUGAUUGCUCAGUUCGGUGCCUGGGCUCUUGCAUGUGCCCAGACUUCUGAGAUUGACAUCCUUGAUGAUAAUGACAUCUCCCACAUCACCUCCUCCAGUGAAACGGACCUGGAAGCAGCUGCCAACAGUAACCACAGGGGUAGCUCAAGACCGCCCGUUGCAUCCGUCGGCAGGGCUGGUUAUCCACUGCCUGCAUUUAGAGAUCAUAUGAUCCGCCAAAGAGUUGAUAAAAGAGGCCGCAUAUACCCACUUGAUCCGCCAUCCUCGUAUUCUGUCCUGCAAUUCCCGCGGGAUAGAAUCGGCAUUGCAAACCCGGAGCUGGUCCGGAAAUGGAUGGUAGGAAAGCAUGAGUGGGAUAUCAAAUUUGCUAAGGAUAAGCUGCGAGUGCAGCAGCAACAGAUCAAGGAGUUGUCUCAUGGAUUCCAGGAUUUUGAGGGCAACACUGCUCCUCCAAGCUCCUUGGCGGCAAGGAGAAUGGCUCCUGGUGUCUUGCCUCAGAAGGGCGGAAAGGAACGGAAGAGCUACCCGAUGACGAUGUGGAGUCGGAUGGCGAGCAAGCAUGACAAGAAGACCCUUGAAAGAGAACGCCAGAUGCAAAUGGAGGGUCGCUCGAAGCUAACGAGCGUCGAAGCUGGACGAGCAUGGGCGUCCAUGGACAUGCGGAGAUCUGGAGAUCAUGUCGAGUCGUUUCCGACUGAGGAGCUAAACAAGGACACACAGGUCAACGGAGGGAAAGCACCCGCGGCUCUGCAAACAGAUGAGGGACCAUCUAACGGUAUUAAACAAGAUACAAACCAGUCUGAAACAUCUCGUCCGACGGCGUCGAAUUGGGGACAGUCCACUAGUCCUAUGAUUGUUUUGCCCGAUUAUGAAAGCAGGCAGUUCAAUGCAGAUAAUGCCAGCACAACGACGUUGCUACAUGCUACUGGAAUCAUUCCCGCUCGAUCUGAUAAGCCCUGGCCUGUCUCCCAGGCCGGUUCCGGGACGAUUCGCAGCGCCAUGACCACCGAGCGAGAAGAUGCCAGUACGAUCGAUGAUGCGAGGUCAGUAGCUCUGACCGUGACAACGGCAUUGGACAAUGCGAGUACGCGGGCCGUCCGUCGUUCGGCCGGAGUAGUCAGUGUGGUCAACGAUAAGAACUCGGUCAAUGGUUCUGUCGAGACGUUGUCUGCGCCUCGACCGUCUGGGGACCUGGAAUCUUUCUAUUCGGUCAAUGCCAAUUCGGAGGGCGAUGGUCAUUCUGUCCGUGCUCGUCCGGAUAUGCCUGAUCGGGAGGUGUUCAAGACCGCAGAUGAACAUCUUUGA
Molecule: messenger RNA, 2331 nt
Organism: Aspergillus fischeri NRRL 181
Lineage: Eukaryota; Fungi; Ascomycota; Eurotiomycetes; Eurotiales; Aspergillaceae
Exons: 3
Coding region: 1-2331 (776 amino acids)
Molecular function (GO): hydrolase activity
Source: RefSeq, a predicted model, not a curated record